AUCAAAUCCAUGGGCAUUUUACGUUUUGCAAUUUUAGUAGGAUCUUAUUCAUACAAUUCAACGUACGCGAAGAGGCAGAAUGCUGUCAAAAACAGUUGGGAGAAUUUCUCCGGAACAGACUAAAAGGUUUACAAUAAUCAUAGAAAGGGAUCGAGAAAGAUGUGGGAAAUACGUGGGUCGUUGGCCUUAAUAUUCAUGGGCGAUACGUGUCCUCCCCCAUCAUACACCGCCUCUAAGGUACAAUAACAGUACUCUACGUAUGUUCCACUGCACUGCCGAUUGUGUCCUCCAGUUCAUCUCUAUCUUCUCCAAGCUUUGAAACGUUCCUUCCUCCAUCUAAGAUACUCUCUGCCUUCCAAACCACCUUCCACCGCUCCCUUUUUUCUUUGAGUCCAGUGUGGUUUGCGGAUCUGAAUUUCGGGAUUAGCUCUGUCUCAUUUCCGUUCUCUACCAUGGUUACCAUCACCACAUCCGCCUAUUGUUUCUGUUACUCUUUUGGGUUUACCUUCAAUCAAAUUAUUCCACCUGAGAUGACGACGACUUGAGUUAUAAGGUGUCUUUAUAGAUAGAAGAAUGAUAUGGAUAAGUUGCAUGAGGAGGAAAUGGAACUGAGGGAAUCAUGGGAUCCGAAGAUUUUAUAGCUUAUAAUAUUAUUCCUCCUGAUGCCCCUGCUGUAACAAAUGAUAUCACUUCUUUCCCUAAGGUAAGUGCUGCAAUAUAUUGCCACCCUAAAGCUAAAAGAUUCAUUUUGUUUUCCUUACAGAUUCCUAAAUGGCUUCAAGGUGAAGGAUCUGGGCCCACAAAAGAAAUAGGAUUGAAAGGAGCAGUGAUUGUUUGCAGCUGUUGUGGCCAAAAACCAUUACAAGAGUUUAUAAAAGAGAUCAUGAGAUGCUGGGAUGAGUUGCUUUCUCAAAGUACAUUGCUAUCAUUGCAUAGAUGUGAAUCCUUAUCAUGGGCUGAUUUUGAUUCAUGGAUGAGGGAAGUAGAAACACAUUUGCAAGAUGAUCAUGAACCAAAUCCUUGGGAAUUUUAUACAUCAGAGAUACGUCCGUAUGCUGUUUGUGCUGUUUUGAGAGGCAUAACUCUCAGUGAGGCAAGAUAUAACAGCUUCAUUGAUCUCCAAGAUAAGCUUCACCAAAAUAUAUGCAGGUAAUAUAUGAAUCUUACAAGUGAAGUUGCUUACAUUCACUAUGUAGUUUCCAACGUACCUUUUUUUUAUGCCGCCUAAGAUCUUGUUGUUGAUGAAUUGUUUUAGAAGUUCACAAGGCUGUAACAGCUAAAGUCGAGCCUUUGAUGCUUGUUCAUUGUUUAAUAAUUGAAUUCAAAAGCAAGAAGCCGAGGACAUUAUCUGAU
Lactuca saligna is the source of this 1353-nucleotide messenger RNA. The record is from the annotation of a GenBank genome assembly. NCBI's taxonomy places the organism in Eukaryota, Viridiplantae, Streptophyta, Magnoliopsida, Asterales, Asteraceae.